CGUCUCCGCUCCGCUGAACAAUGAACUCACGGAUGUUGGCCUCUUGAGCGAUCGCGCUCGGUAACAAUAGCGUACAGGACGAGCAGAAGAGUGAUCGGUAGAGAAAGGAAUAGAUCUUAGUACAGACACACACCCUACGCACCCCACGAUCGAGAUUAAAAAAAGAAGAUCAUCUCAUCUGCCCUGCCUCUGCUGUGAUAUCUUGCCGUUUCCCGCGAUGGAUAAGUAUCUGCGAUGGUUCAUCAAGUACCAGGUCUACACGAUCGUGCUGUUCACCACGCUGCUGAUCACUUUUGUGACCCCGGCACUGGCAUACCGCAAUACAGGGAACUAUCGUUUACCACCCACAGUCGAGGACCUGCGGCUGAGCGGUGUUCCAGCGGUACUGUUCGCUAGCUGUUGGUUUGCCGCCACCGUGUUUCUGAUCGUCGCCAUACACAAGGAAGUGAAGCGCUUUAUCUACCCGUACGCCUUCAUGCUGGCUCUUGAUCUCGUGCUGCUGUUUCUACGCGAGCUCUACCUGGUGGCGAUCGGUGAAUCUGCGACACAUCUUUGGAGCAUAAAGCUAAUCUUGUUUCUACUGAUUGUACCAUACGUUGCCGCCAGUCUCUUUGCCCUUCACCGGCUGUACACGGUGGAUCCACUCGUCACGCAGCACAAUGAAGGAUUUGUGCGCUUCAAUCGAGAUGAAGCGUCGAACGAACCGCCUUCGGUUCCACAACCGGCCGUCUGAUGAGGACACGAGGGCAAGAGUGGAAUGAAUGAAGGAGGCAACGAAGAAACGAGAAGAGCAAUCAUGUACGUGCUGGCGCCACGCCUCGCGAAUGGUACAGUCAUAUUUCUCAAUGGAGUGAAGAAGGGAUCACGCUUCGUUUGCUAAACUAACACACCUGAUGGGGAAAUCCCGCCAAUUUGUGUGCUGUUGGCGGUAUACUUCUCAGCGUAGGAUGUACGCCACAUAAUCUAGCCAAUUAAGUUUAACUCAGGCUCGCCUUUAACCACAGGAGACACAGAGAGAGAGAGAGAGAAUCAUCUACACUGCUGAAUCAAUGUGCUAACAAUUUGCAGCGAAUGACCUAAUAAACUGUAUGUUCCGUCGACUGAUUUCAAUUUGUGGU
Molecule: messenger RNA, 1118 nt
Organism: Anopheles darlingi
Lineage: Eukaryota; Metazoa; Arthropoda; Insecta; Diptera; Culicidae
Exons: 4
Coding region: 218-733 (171 amino acids)
Source: RefSeq, a predicted model, not a curated record